Molecule: messenger RNA, 1710 nt
Organism: Parastagonospora nodorum SN15
Lineage: Eukaryota; Fungi; Ascomycota; Dothideomycetes; Pleosporales; Phaeosphaeriaceae
Exons: 1
Coding region: 1-1710 (569 amino acids)
Biological process (GO): carbohydrate metabolic process
Molecular function (GO): hydrolase activity, hydrolyzing O-glycosyl compounds
Source: RefSeq, a predicted model, not a curated record
AUGAGGUUCCUACAAAGCCUCAUCCCAGUGCUACUUGCCUGGUCGGCACCGGCUUUGGCAAAGAAUUCGACAUACUAUAAUCCUGUUCUACCAGGCUGGCACUCCGAUCCUUCCUGCACGCCAGUCAAUGGAACGUUUUACUGUGUGACUUCGACUUUCAUCUCGUUUCCUGGCUUAGCCAUCUACGCAUCAAAAGAUUUGAUCAACUACAAGCAUAUCAGCCAUGCCUGGAACCGCGAGUCUCAACUCCCGGGAUACAGCUAUGCCACCGAUGCUCAGCAGCAGGGCAUGUAUGCCGCCACUAUCCGGCAUCACCAGGGUACCUUCUACGUGAUAUGCGAAUACCUGGGUACGACAACAAAACGCACCAACGGCGUCUUGUUCAAAUCGACAAAUCCCUACGAUGACGCAGCAUGGAGCGACCCCGUACUCUUUGACGCCCCCAAAAUCGACCCCGACAUUUUCUGGGACGAUGACGGCAAAGUCUGGGUUGCUACUCAAGAAGUCAGAAUUCAGGAAUUGGACAUCAACACAGGCAAGACCGGACCAGUCAUCAAUCUCUGGAACGGUACGGGUGGUGUAUGGCCUGAAGGCCCACACAUCUACAAGAAAGACGGCUGGUAUUACCUCUUGAUCGCUGAGGGCGGAACAGCUGAAGACCACGCCGUCACCAUGGCGCGAGCGCGAAAUAUCACCGGCCCAUAUGCCCCGAGUCCGCAUAACCCACACCUAACGAACCGCGGGACAGACGAGUACUUCCAAACCGUCGGCCACGCAGACCUUUUCCAGGACAGCAACGGAAAAUGGUGGGGCACCGCGCUCGCAACGCGCUGGGGCCCUCCAAGCAGCUCCUACUUCCCCAUGGGCCGCGAAACCGUCCUAUUCCCCGUCACAUGGAACAAGAAUGAAUGGCCUGUCAUGCAGCCCGUGCGCGGCGUCAUGAACGGCUGGCAACUUCCCACCCCAUCGCGCGACGUCCCCGGCACAGGACCGUUUGACUCUGACCCUGAUGUCUACGAUUUCCCGGCAAAUAGCACGAUCCCGAGGAACUUGGUGUACUGGCGCGUCCCGCUGCCCGGCACAUUCAGCACAACGCAGAACGGAUUGGAAAUCGUGCCCGGCAAAAACAACCUGCAGAACAAAUUCAACAACACCAACCCCGCAAGUAAAGCCAUCGCAUUCAUCGGCCGCCGCCAAACAGACUCGACCUUCACCUUCAGCGUCGACAUGUCCUUCUCCCCCACCAAGGAUGGACAGGAAGCAGGUAUAACCGCCUUCCUAACACAAUACGCGAACAUUCAAUUAGGCGUCACGACGCACAACGGCUCCCUGGCCUUCCGCUUCAAUGACACCGCCGCCCGCAACGUCUAUACGCCCGUCCCCACCGCGUGGCAAGGCAAGCCUGUGAGGCUGAGCAUUGAUAUGUCCAUUCCUUCUGAAUACAUCUUCUCCGCCUCUUCGCCAUCGUCCCCUGCCUCUGCCAUCCAACUCGGUAAAGCGUCGACGGCGCAGGUUAGCGGCGGCACGGGCAGUUUUGUGGGCACGCUGGUGGGCGUGUAUGCGACGUGCAAUGGAGCCGGGGACAAGGAGUUGGAGUGCCCUGCGGGCACGCCGAAGGUGGGCGUGAGGAGGUGGAGGUAUGAGGGGAAGAGGCAGUGGAUUGAUAAAGAGAGGAGUGUAGGGUGGGCGGAGUUUAAUCGGGGUGGUUAG